This is a messenger RNA of Serpula lacrymans var. lacrymans S7.9, 2360 nucleotides long. RefSeq lists its product as uncharacterized. Bases 292 to 1977 code for a protein of 561 amino acids. The transcript is spliced from 6 exons. The record is from RefSeq and is a predicted model, not a curated record. NCBI's taxonomy places the organism in Eukaryota, Fungi, Basidiomycota, Agaricomycetes, Boletales, Serpulaceae.
GGUCUUCUGGGGCCAUUGUUCCACACGGGCACAUCCCAUCUCAUGGAUGCUGCCGUUCUAUAUUUUCUCUGUGCCUUUACUCUCUCCUUCUUUCCUGUCUUUCUUUCCUCACCAUCUUUUUUUCUCGCACCGGGACCUGGUUUGACGCCUCGCAGGAACGAGCCUCAGCCGUCUUAUAUAUUUAACGAGGUUUCGUUUCUGUGAUCUCCUCACCAGCAGCGGUGUCGAGCGAUCUCCACCUCUAGGGCACCUCCUAAUAAUCCGACCUCUGUAGCCUUCUUACUGAGAACUAUGGUUGCUCUCUUUGCCUUCGCCUCGUCUUUGCUGCUCGCGUCAACAGCCUGGGCGUCUCCUCUGCGGAAUCCUGACCCCAGACUGUCGUUCCCACCGCUCAGCCCCACCUCCCUCCUCUGCGACAUACCCUUCGUGAAAGCGUUUCUUUGUCCACGAGAUGGCUCUCUGGGAUUAUCGGUCAAUACCCCAUUGGGCACUGCACAAGGCACUGUCGACGUCCCAAAUGUCAACAGAUACGCAGUCCGAUAUGCCUCCGCUGAUCGAUGGGCACCGUCCACUGUGGCCACCACGUGGGAACUUCCAAACGGCUCCACCAAUGCCUCUGCUCUCCCUCUGAUGUGUCCACAGCCGGAUGUGGACCAGUCUUCCUUUUCGGAGGAUUGUUUGUCUAUGAUCAUCUAUGUGCCAAAUACCCUCACUGCAGUGAGCGGUGUUCCAACUCUCGCGUGGAUACACGGAGGCUCUUUCAUGGUCGGAUCAGCAACGGACCCAGGGCUUGAUGGUUCUAACCUUGCCAUUGCAACCAAUUCAAUCGUUGCAGUCAUUCAAUAUCGUCUGGGAGCUCUUGGAUUUAUUUCCCCGAACGGAAACACUAACCUUGGUCUCAAAGAUGCUGUCAAUGCACUUGAAUUUUUGAGCCAGGUUCUUCCUAGCUUUGGAGGUGACGCUUCAAAAGUUACAGUUGCUGGACAGAGUAGCGGCGCGAACAUGAUCAGGGCCUUACUUGCGGUUCCUUCUGCCGACUCGCUCUUCCAGUCGGCUAUUCUCCAGUCGGACCCGAUGGAUUACGGGUUCUUAUCUGUUGCUGACCAGAAUCAACUGCAAGAUUAUUUCACUCCCAUGUUGAAUUGCACCUCCACCGAUGUUGCCUGCUUAAACGGCUUGAAUGCUUAUGAUAUCGUCAACAGCGCGGGAAUGUCGUUUUACAGCAACGCCUACACAGUCGUUCCAGCGGCCGCCCAGUCUGAGCCUAUGCGAGUGGUCACUGACGGUACUUUCAUCACUUCUACUCUCGACUCCACUUCGCCUUUCCCCAAAGUCACAAAGCCCAUCUUGCUUUCAAAUGUCCUUGAUGAGGCAGGCUACACUAUUUAUGGCUCUUUCCCGGACGCUGUUCCUGAAGCAGAAUACAAUUUAGUCGUCAACGGUACAUUCGGUGCCCAGCGCACUAACACUCUCGUGACCUCCAACUUAUACGUCUCGCAAGCCGAGGAGAGUACUAUAACCGACUUCAGGCCUCAGCUACAAUCACUUGGAACCGACUCUGUAUGGCGUUGUGCGACAUGGACCUUCGCUAGGAAUUGGGUGCAGAACGGUGGAAGUGCCUAUGUCGGGCUUUACGUCGUUGGCGCGAGCUAUCCCGGAAACUCUGCUGUAUCGUAUUGCACCGAAUCUGGCGUUGUAUGUCACCAAGAUGACAUUGAGAUAGUUUUCGGCACCGUGCCAAGUCCAGAUUCUGCCCAGUCUUCUUUGAUUACUGAGAUGCAAGCACGCUAUCAAUCCUUCAUGACCACGGGUAACCCAAACCCGUCGGGUUCCUCAUAUUCAAACUGGGGUGUAGCAACUACUUCCGACGUGAACGCCAUUCUCCUCGGUGCCUCUGGCCUCGCUCCUGUUGGCGCCUGUACUCCCAGUUUUUGGGGUACCUCGGUGGAAUACGACUACCAAGUGUAUAACAUCUAGAAGAAGAAAACUUCCCCUUCUUACUCUGAACUCUCAUCGAUGACAACCCGAUCAAAAUCGACUGUGCUGUAUCACGACUAGAGCAAAGACUUUAUAAUUUUGGACCCUCUUCUACCAUUAAUGCCGUUUGUUCUUUUACAUCUUUUCACCUUAUUCUCUAUUUAGCUUAAUGUUUCUUUGCUGGGAUGGAUUCAUAACCUGUAGCCCUUUAUCUGUGUUUUUACUCGAUGCCUUUUGUAGCCAUGACCAAAUACUUACCAGUAAAGCAAUUUUAUACCUGUAUUCGUUGUUUCUUCGCUUUUGACACCAAAUUUCCCUCGUCAUUGCAUGUAGGAAAUGCACUUAUGGUUGAUACGAAUAGAUGAAUGUAUUGUUAGUUCCUA